Rhodamnia argentea is the source of this 1018-nucleotide messenger RNA. RefSeq lists its product as uncharacterized. Bases 1 to 876 code for a protein of 291 amino acids. The record is from RefSeq and is a predicted model, not a curated record. NCBI's taxonomy places the organism in Eukaryota, Viridiplantae, Streptophyta, Magnoliopsida, Myrtales, Myrtaceae. Gene Ontology annotation, molecular function: zinc ion binding. The transcript is spliced from 4 exons.
AUGAUUGUUGUGAAAAACAGUAGACCCUCCAAAAAUAAUGGCGUACCUGAUCGUUCCGGCCAAAAUUGGCAAAAUUGGCCGGAGGGAGUGAUAAGGAACCAAUUCAAUUUUGCCACUCUGAUAGGGAACGACACCCCUGGUCUGUGGCCCAGGCAGCAGAAGAGAAAGUUGGUCGGCACAGGAAGUCAGGUUAAGGUUGCCACAGCCGAUGGCGCUAACUCGAGCGGCAAUCGAUUAGGGCCUGGUGGUGGCAGCGGCGCUCCUCCACCACCGCGAAACCCAGUUGGACUCAAGCAUGAGGAUAGUGCAUGCGUCAAGCGCGGCAAGUUAGGGCACUGGGAUUGUGAUGGUUCUCCGGUUGGAGGAGGGACGCAAUCAAACGUGCCUCAGAAGGCCUGUCCCUGUGGGUUGGGUGAUUGUUUGGUUGUCACUUCGAAUACGAAGAAGAAUAGGGGCAGGAGGUUUUAUAAAUGUCCUUUGAGAGAGGAAAAUGGGGGUUGUGGUUUCUUCGAGUGGUGUGAUAAUGCUUCUGGAGCAGCCCACAUGCCCAAUUUGUCCAGUGAUAGUCGCAGCAGCUCUCAAUUUCCAGAUCUUUUAUGCCCAUGCGGGGCUGAGUCUUGCUUAAUUUUAACCGUAAGAACGGGGAGCAAUGCGGGGCAGCAAUUCUAUAGGUGUCCUAUCAAGCAGGGACCUAUCUGUGGUUUCUUCAAAUUGUGCAAUGACCCUACGGCGAGAGAUGGUCUUCCAGCAAGCGCCGGUAAGGUCCAUAACAACUUCAAUUACACGGGGCACCAAAAGCCAUGGCACAACAAGUGGACUGUCCUGUUUCAAAUGUGGCCAAGGACACUAGGUAGCGACCACUUCCGCUUCAAGUGAAACUGGAAACUCAUCUGCACCUGGUUCUUGUUACAAGUGCGGCAAGGCAGGUCACCCGCCAAAAGAUUGCCUUAUAACAAUGUGGUGAAGUGGGAAAGGCAAUGACUCUUUUCAUCGUCACACUUGAUUAUCACAAAGAAGG